This is a messenger RNA of Pedinophyceae sp. YPF-701, 792 nucleotides long. The record is from the annotation of a GenBank genome assembly. Lineage: Eukaryota; Viridiplantae; Chlorophyta; Pedinophyceae.
AUGGGAGUGCCCCUUCGCCUACGACGAGACCGGCGAGGACGUCCCCGAGCCGCCCGAGCAGGCGGCUCCGCCCGAGACCGACGAGGCGGGCCCGCACGGCGGCGCGGCUGCCGGAACCCCCCCCCUCCUGCUGUCAGUGCUCCAUCCUUCCUGGACGCCGACCCUGACGCGAGGCCGCCGCUGCGGACGGAGCCGCUGAAGGUGCAGCUGCGCGAGCGGCCGACGGAGGCCGUGGAGCCGAAGAAAGCGGCGCAGGACAAGAAGGGAGGCGGCGCUGCCGCGCCCCCCCCCGCGGAGGAGAGGGAGGUCGGGAAGUCCCCCGGGAAGCUGCGGUGGGUCGGACGGGUGCCCGUGGACGUGCGGCUGCGGGACCUGAUGCGCAGCGGCGUGAGGCUGACGCUGUGGCGGCGGUACGAGCGCAUGACAGACGAGGAGCGAAGGUUGCAACGGGAGAUGGAAAAACGAGAACUCGAAGCGAAAGAUAAGGCGGCUGGGAAGAAGCCCCCCGCGGACGCGGAGCCGGAGGAGGAGGAGCCGCUGCCGGAGCGCGCGCCGGAGCUGUUCGCGUCGGAGAAGCUCGCGGAGGGACGCGCAACGUUCCCGCCGCUGUUGCGGGGCCUGGGGAGUGACGUUGAGUCAGUCAAACUCAAGCUUAUACCCCUCCCCAAACUCUUCGACGAGAACGGGGUCAUGAUGGGGCUCGCCGAUCCGCGGCAGCCGAGGGAGCCGAUGGCGACGGUCGAAAUGACCAUGGCGCUGCACGGCAAGGCGGACGUGCAGGCGGAGGCCUAG